GAUGUGGAGGGCCCUGUAGGGGCCCCAGGGGACUCCUCCAAGUCAAAGGCAGAGCUCGGGGCAUAGCUAGGGGAGAGGGGGCCCGUGCUCACUCCUCUCCCCGGGAGCCCCUAGGAGUGAGGGAGCUAAUGAAGAACAUAGGGAAGGGUGAAGCUGGGGGGUCUUCAGGAGCUGGGGCCCCCAGAUUCUUGGAAUCCAUCCCAUCACCAGACCCCCUUGGCAGAGCUGUGUCCUUGGGUUGUGGUGGCGGUGCUGGCUUGGACCAGCCUGGUUUUCCUGGGGUCUGGGUCAUUGUCCUGCCUACUCUCUCUCAUUCCCUGAACUGUCUGCCUCAUCCUUCAGUGGGAGGGGGGUGGAAAUCCCUGGAUCCAGGAUUAUGACAAUCAUGUAGUCUGUGAAGAAGUACUUUCUUUUGUUUGUCCGGAAUCUACAUUGCUUGUAUUGAGUGCAGAGCUGCAGAAGAACAACUCUUGGAGCAACUUGAAACCUGAGAUAAUGCAGGAUUCUGGAGCCUUCUAUAAAAGGAGGCAGCAAAAGCCCUGAUGGUUGCUGAAGGAGGAGCAAUCACCAACCAGGAUGUUGCUGAUUAUCUGUUCAGCAAUGAUGCUUCUCAUCCUGAUACAAAAAGAAUACACCAAAGCUUAGAUUAUCUCGAAGACAGAAUUGCAGUUUUUCAUUCUAAUUAUCUCAGUGCAAGUGCCAGGUCUAAAAUGAAGGGCACGGUGCCGUUAGGUCAUUUCCUGCUGCCACCUGCCUGCUUGCAACAAGAUAUUAGGAAGAAAAUUGGUAGCUUUAUGUGGGAGCAGAUAAACAGUCCUUUGAAGCCCCUGCCCAGGCAAUCUUCUGAACUAAACUGUUACAGAGAGGAAGAAGAGCUAAAGGCCAAGAGAGAGCUGGACAGAAGCUAUUGCAAUGAAGACCAUCAUGCCCCAGGGAUACCAGAAAGAGGGAAACGGGCAUAUAUUCCACUUCAAGAUUAUCCAGCAAGCAACAUGGUGACAGGUUAUGCCUCUGCAAAAGAGAUGAAGAAAUAUCUUGGGGAGAUGAGAGAUUUCAUUCCUGGCUGCUGUGGUUACUUGGCAUACUGGAUUCAGAAUGAAAUGGCAGUGUUUUCCGAUGUGAAAACAAAACUGAAACGCAAGUUAUAAAGAACAUUUCACCACUGAUGAGAGCAUUCCUUGCUUCUGAGCAAUCUUACUUCUGGGCCUUCCUUAUUCUCUCAGAUGAAUUUUACUCUGAAUUUUGCCAGUGGCAGAGCUGCCAGCUGUAAAAGGUUUUGCACAGCUCUUUCUAUAUGCAAAAUAAGUCUGAUUGAUAGAUAAUGUUUCCUAUGUAUGUUAUAAUUCUAAUUGUUAAAAAACAUUUGUACUUUUCAAGAACAAAUAUGCUUCAGAAAAUGAUAGAUUUCUGUUUUAAAACUGGAAGUUUGAAUUUUGGAACUGUUAGGGUCUGGCAGUGUAUGAGCUGGACAGCGUUGGACUACAACUCCCAUCAUUCACAGCCACAGUGGCUUAAAACCAUUGUGGCUGGAGGUGAUGGGAGUUGUAGUCCAAUAACAUCUGGGAACCAAAGGAUGAGAACCCCUGGUGUAGUCAAGUAGAUCAGAGGCCAGUUUCCAUUAUGAGCAGACAAGAAUGCAAAGGCGCAGAGGCUGGUGUUCAGAUUCUGGAGUUAUUUUGAUUUGUUGGAAGAUAGAGAGCGGUAGGAAACACUUGAAGGCGUCUCUCACAGCAGAUCCUUCUUUCCCAGCUGGCUGUUUUCAGGGGGGAGUCUGAAAUGCUCUGUUUGAUGUCUUUAUUCACUUGGCCAGGGAACGCAUGGCAGGGGGCUAGAUUUCACCCACGCUUCCUGCUCUCAGUCUCCAUGUGUUCAUCUGAUCUCCUGAGAAGAACCCCACAUGCAUACAAAUUGUACAUGCAUUGGCUCCAUUUAGAAGAUCAAAUGAAAUUUGAGAGCAGGGUCAGCAGGUGUGAUCCCAGUGUAGGGAUGUGUACAGAAUUUGCCUGAAUUUGAUCCGGAUUUGAAUGGAUUCAGUUUGGAACUAUUGAAAAGAGUGGAGAUUCGUACGAAUCAAUUCAAAUUUGAUUAAAAUCCAAGUCGAAUUUGCCCAGAUUUUGUGCACAUCCCUUUCCGGUCCUCCUCUUCCAGGCAUUCAUUGGUUGUGUGAACAGGGCUGUUCUCAUGUGUACUAGUGGCCUCCAUCCACAUAUCCUCAUGCACAUACAUGUUGCUAUAUGUGAGAAUGCUAUGCGUUUGGUUACCAAAAAGACAGUCGGGGAGCUUGGAAAAUAGAAUAUGUUUCGAGGCAUGGCUCUUGUUACUAUUUGUUAAACUUUAGCUCCCUCUGCUGGGCACUGGAGGGGGGGAGGCAUUUGUGGUGAUUCUAUGCAUGAAAUCAAAUGAAAGAUUUUCAUUUCAUCCCACUUCAUUGAGAGCUUUUAAAAACGUCGCUUUCAAAAUGUCCAUGUAUUUUCCUUCCUGUCAGAUGUUCCAUUAAAUUACUUGUGGUUCA
This is a messenger RNA of Hemicordylus capensis (graceful crag lizard), 2512 nucleotides long. It is a transcript of the gene TERB2, whose product is annotated as telomere repeat binding bouquet formation protein 2. Lineage: Eukaryota; Metazoa; Chordata; Lepidosauria; Squamata; Cordylidae. Gene Ontology annotation, cellular component: nuclear inner membrane. Gene Ontology annotation, biological process: homologous chromosome pairing at meiosis; meiotic attachment of telomere to nuclear envelope. The record is from RefSeq and is a predicted model, not a curated record. The transcript is spliced from 7 exons. Bases 543 to 1148 code for a protein of 201 amino acids.